AUGCCGUUCUUUGGGGUGAUCAGCCCUAGUACUCCCCGGUCUCAGUCCGUGGUGAGCCACAAUGUCCCACAGUUGCACGAAGCCAACGAGAAUGACAGCACAGUUGACGACCAUUCUGAAAAUGAAUAUACAGAGAGUUCUGAGAAAGGGAAGAUUGAAGAUGGAGAGAUUCUGCAUGGAAAGGAAGACGAGAUUGAAUUUCGUGUAGGACAUCUAGUCCAAAAAUUGACUCGUCAAUCCACGGGAUUAACCACCGAAAGCACCCUUGAUAACCCAUUCUUCCUUGAUGACCCUGAAUCUACCCUCAACCCCAACAGUUCGAACUUCAGAGUCCAGGACUGGAUGAAGAUGCUGCUCGCAAUCAGGUCCCGUGAUCCUGAAAAGUAUCCUGAUCGAACAGCCGGUGUUGCCUUUAAGGAUCUCAACGUCCACGGAUUUGGAUCUCCGACUGACUACCAAAAAAAUGUGUUGAAUUCUCUCCUUGAGCUUGGAACCAUUGCUCGCAGAUUGGUCGGGAUCAAAAUGCCAAAAAUUCAGAUUCUUCGUGACGUUGAUGGACUGGUCAAAAGUGGGGAAAUGCUUGUUGUCUUGGGAAGGCCUGGUAGCGGAUGCUCGACCUUGCUCAAGACUAUCGCUGGAGAGAUGAACGGUGGCAUAUCUGCCAAACAGAUGCAAAACGCCUUCCGUGGAGAAGCAAUAUACACAGCAGAGACCGAUAUCCAUUUCCCUCAGCUUUCAGUUGGAGAUACACUGACUUUCGCCGCCCUCGCGAGAGCACCACGAAACCGCUUCGAAGGAGUCAGCCACAAACAAUAUGCGGAGCAUAUGAGAGAUGUGGUGAUGGCUAUGUUAGGGCUCUCCCACACAAUCAACACUCGUGUGGGAAAUGACUUUGUCCGUGGUGUUAGCGGUGGAGAGAGAAAACGCGUCAGUAUUGCAGAAGCCACCUUAAGUCAGGCUCCUCUACAAUGCUGGGAUAACAGUACUCGGGGUCUGGAUAGUGCCAAUGCUUUGGAGUUCUGCAAAAACUUGGCUUUAAUGAGCAAGUAUGCGGGCACAUCUGCCUGUGUUGCCAUAUACCAAGCCUCUCAAAGUGCCUACGAUGUUUUCGAUAAGGUCACCGUGCUUUAUGAAGGAAGGCAAAUCUACUUCGGAAAGACUAGAGAUGCGAAAAAAUUCUUUGUCGAUAUAGGAUUCGAGUGCCCUGAUCGUCAAACAACAGCCGAUUUCUUAACUUCGCUCACCAGUCCCCCAGAACGGUUGGUUCGGCCCGGAUUCGAAGACCGUGUCCCUCGCACCCCAGACGAAUUCGCAGCGGUAUGGAAAAGAAGUGAGGCCCACGCCGAGCUUAUGAAGGAAAUUGAAGAAUUCGAAGCUCAAUAUCCUUUGGGUGGUUCUUCUUAUAAUGCCUUCGUGGAUGCUCGCAAAGCCAUGCAGGCUAAGCAGCAGCGAGUGAAGUCGCCAUACACCAUCUCAAUAUGGAGCCAAAUCGAUAUUUGUGUUGUCCGUGGAUUCCAGCGACUGCGUGGAGAUUAUAGUUUAACAGCAACUGCACUGGUUGGCAACUUCGUUAUGGCUUUGAUCAUUGGUUCAGUCUUUUUCAACCUCCCACAUGACACAAGUAGCUUCUAUGCUCGUGGCUCCCUUCUAUUCUUUGCAGUUCUCUUAAAUGCCUUCUCAAGUGCCCUGGAAAUUUUGACCCUCUAUGCACAACGGCCCAUAGUGGAGAAGCAUGCAAGAUAUGCCUUUUACCACCCCUUCGCCGAGGCAGUUGCAUCGAUGCUAUGCGAUACGCCCUACAAAUUGAUUAACUCGUUCACAUUCAAUGUGCCAUUGUACCUGAUGACCAACCUACGUCGUGAUGCUGGCGCCUUCUUUAUAUUUUGGAUCUUCUCUGUGGUUACAACAUUCACCAUGUCAAUGAUUUUCCGAACAAUCGCAGCAACAUCUCGCUCACUUUCCCAGGCCCUUGUGCCUGCAGCUAUACUGAUUCUCGGCAUGGUCAUUUACACUGGCUUUACAAUCCCCACCCGGAAUAUGCUUGGCUGGUCUCGCUGGAUGAAUUAUAUCAACCCGAUUGCUUACUCGUUCGAGAGCUUCAUGGUAAACGAAUUUCACGGACGACAAUUCGACUGUUCCUCUCUUGUCCCUUCUGGGGGGGGCGCCUAUGAUAGUGUGUCUAUGCAGUACCGAAUUUGCUCCACGGUUGGCGCUACGUCUGGAUCUACAACGGUGUUUGGGACGGAGUAUGUGGCUGAAAGCUACAACUACACCAACGGGCAUCUAUGGAGAAAUAUGGGCAUUCUUAUCGGCUUCAUGGUCUUUUUUGCUUUUAUCUAUCUUUACGCAACCGAGUAUAUUUCGGAGCAGAAGUCAAAAGGUGAGGUCCUCCUUUUCCGCCGUGGUCGUCAACCCAAUCUUGCCGCAGGAGAAAGCGACCCGGAAAGCCCUAGCCAGCCAUCCAGCGGGGCAAAGACAGAGGAAUCCACUCCUCGAAUUUCUGCCAAAAUCCAAAGACAAACAGCAACUUUUCAUUGGGAAGAUGUGUGCUACGAUAUCAAGAUCAAAAAAGAACCACGAAGGAUUCUGGACAACGUUGAUGGUUGGGUCAAGCCUGGCACCUGUACCGCUUUGAUGGGUGUCUCGGGGGCAGGGAAAACGACGUUGUUAGAUGUUCUAGCAACAAGAGUCACAAUGGGGGUGGUUACUGGCCAGAUGCUUGUUGAUGGCCGCCUACGUGAUCAAUCCUUCCAGCGUAAGACAGGAUAUGUGCAGCAGCAGGAUCUCCACUUGGCUACAACUACCGUUCGUGAAGCCCUCAGAUUCAGCGCCUUGUUACGUCAGCCUGCACACCUCAGCCGCCAGGAGAAGCUUGACUAUGCUGAGGAGGUAAUUAAGCUCCUUGGUAUGGAAGCUUAUGCGGAUGCAGUGGUUGGUGUGCCUGGAGAGGGCUUGAAUGUUGAGCAACGCAAGCGCUUGACUAUCGGAGUGGAGCUCGCGGCCAAGCCGCAGCUGCUUUUGUUUCUGGAUGAACCGACUUCUGGACUCGAUAGCUCCUCUUCUUGGCGACGGGGGGGGAAGACAAUCUACUUUGGAGAAAUUGGGGAGAACUCCUCCACCCUUUCAGAUUAUUUCACUCGUAAUGGCGCUCAUGCUUUGUCUCCGGGAGAAAACCCGGCAGAGUGGAUGCUAGAAGUCAUUGGAGCAGCUCCAGGCUCGCAUAGCGAGAUCGAUUGGCCCCAAGUAUGGCGCUCAAGCCCGGAAUACCGGGGGGAACUCAAGUCAACGCUAUCGGCUAGGCCUGUGGACGAAGGUGAUCCAAAGGCAUUGCGUGAAUUCGCGGCACCCUUCCAGGUACAGCUGUGGGAAUGUCUGGUGCGGGUUUUUGCCCAGUACUACCGUAACCCAACCUAUAUUUGGUCCAAGACUGCUCUGUGUAUUCUCACGCCCCUGUACAUUGGAUUCUCAUUCUUUCAUGCGCCGAACUCGAUCCAAGGCCUUCAGAACCAGAUGUUUAGUAUUUUCAUGCUCAUGACCAUUUUCGGAAACCUCGUUCAGCAAAUCAUGCCCAACUUCGUCACCCAGCGGUCUCUCUACGAAGCACGCGAGCGUCCGUCCAAGGCCUACUCAUGGAAGGCCUUUAUGGCAGCCAACAUCAUGGUCGAAAUCCCCUGGAACACCCUCAUGGCAGCCCUGAUGUUCUUCUGCUGGUACUACCCAAUCGGCCUGUACCAGAAUGCAACGGCCACCGAUUCAGUGGCAGAGCGCGGGGCCCUGAUGUUCCUGCUGCUUUGGACAUUCCUGCUCUUCACCUCGACGUUCGCGCAUCUGGUCAUCGCCGGGAUCGAACUGGCCGAGACCGGAGGCAACGUCGCGCAGCUCUUAUUCUCGCUCUGUCUCGUUUUCUGCGGCGUCCUCGCCACCAAGGAUGCCAUGCCCGGCUUCUGGCUGUUCAUGUAUCGCGUCUCGCCGUUCACAUACCUUGUCUCCGCGAUGCUCUCCACGGGUCUGUCCGGAACAGCCUAUCUGCGGUUCGAUCCGCCCGGGAACCAGACUUGCCAGCAGUACCUGGGCCGCUACCUCGACCGGGUACAAAGCGGCUACAUCCAGAACCCGAUGGCUACGUCGGGCUGUGCCUUCUGCAGCAUGCACACCACGGAUACCUUCCUCGCGUCUGUGUCGAGCAACUUCGAUGACGCCUGGCGCACCUUUGGUCUGAUGUGGGUGUAUAUCGCGUUGAACAUUGUUCUGGCGGUGUUUAUCUAUUGGCUGGCCCGUGUGCCCAAGGGAACGAGGGCAUAG
Aspergillus ochraceoroseus IBT 24754 is the source of this 4302-nucleotide messenger RNA. RefSeq lists its product as uncharacterized. Lineage: Eukaryota; Fungi; Ascomycota; Eurotiomycetes; Eurotiales; Aspergillaceae. Gene Ontology annotation, biological process: transmembrane transport. The record is from RefSeq and is a predicted model, not a curated record. Bases 1 to 4302 code for a protein of 1433 amino acids. The transcript has 5 exons. Gene Ontology annotation, cellular component: membrane. Gene Ontology annotation, molecular function: ATP hydrolysis activity; ATP binding; ABC-type transporter activity.